CAAUGUUUCCGCAGGCAGGGCAGUGUUGAUUAAGGCAAAAAUAGACUUCUGACAACAUGGCCACAAGAUCAGCCCUACUUAAAAAGGAAUCGAAAGCAUGCACAUCUUGGGGCCCCUCCCUGGCCUCACCUCUGGAUGUUUGGAAAUGUGCUGUUAGAAAAUAAGAGUUUGGAGCUUUUCCUCCCUGUGCCGAGAGCAGGCUGGGUGCCAGGCAGCGUGAGCACACUGUGCAUUGACUGUAUUUAAUGAAAGCCAGGAGAGAACACACUACACAGUGUUUCUGUGCAAAGGCAGCUAGCCUUCAGUGAUUGCAAUCAAUAAAAACACUCGGCCAAGAGGCCCGGGGGUGGGGGGUAAGAGAGACACGGAUUGUGAGGGAGAGAUCUACUGAGUUUGCCUGCCCUUCUCUCCCUCCCCCUCCACCAAAAACAAGUGAAACUUUGGAAAUAAGAAGACAAACAGGUCUCCUUUCAGCAGGCAGGAGUCCUGUGCAUUUCCCCCCUCUGCUGGAUGCCCAAAAAGCCCCAAUCCUGCCGUUGACUGCAAAAUGAAAGGUUUGUUGUUGUCCUGAGCUUUGUAAAAAGCUGGCUCCCAACAAGUGCAGCACUCAAAGCACAAAGCACAGCAGCAUCUCUGAGCAAAAGCAAGAUUUAAACGGAGCAGCCAUGGGAUUGAGUCCUAUCAAACCACUGCAGGGUGGCUAAUAUCAGCUAAUCUCAUUUACCCAUACUCAUCUGCAAGAGUACUGCCAACGUCCAGGGAUACAUGAGCUCCAAGCCAAGUCAUUGACAGCUCAGCUGGUGACCAGCAAAGAAGCAGAAGACUAGUAUCACUAUGUGGAGUUGCGAAGACCUUAACUACACCAAUAGCGGCGAAGAGCAGUACCUGUGCAAUGAGUUCCACCUUAUUCUCUUUAUUUUCUCCAUACUCUACCUCAUCAUCUGCUUCCCAGUUGGCCUUUGCUAUAACGUGCAGCUGGUGCUGGUCAAUCUCUACAACAAGGCGACAAUGACUAUGCCCGACGUAUACUUUGUGAAUAUGGCCAUUGCCGGACUCAUCAUCAACACAAUUGCACCGGUGUACCUUCUUGGACCAGCCUACACUAAGUGGUCCCUGUGGAGUUUUGGAAAUGAAGUUUACAUUACCUUGUUAAUCCUCUUCAAUGUAUCCUCUUUAGUGAUCAUGUAUUCAACCACUUUGCUCAGCUUAGACUACUACAUUGAAUGUGCUCUUCCAAGGACUUACAUGUCCAGCGUGUACAACACAAAGCACGUGUGUGGAUUUAUUUGGGGAGGAGCCAUUCUCACCAGUUUCUCUUCCCUUCUCUUCUAUAUCUGCAAUCACGUUUCUACCAAAAUCAUUGAGUGUUCCAAGAUGCAGAACCGAGAAGCCGCAGAUGCCAUCAUGGUUCUCAUCGGCUAUGUGGUGCCCAUUAUUGCAGUCAUUUAUGCACUGGUGCUCAUUCUACAAAUAAGGAAAGAGGCUACGCCCCUUGAUCAAGAGAGCGGCAGACUGGACCCUUCAAUUCAUCGGCUUUUAAUUGCCACCAUUUGCACGCAAUUUAUAUUAUGGACGCCCUACUACGUGACACUCUUGGUGAACACUUUCAUGAAUGCUAGAGUAAAAUCGUCGAAUACGUUUUAUAUGAGAACAUUUCAAUUCACAGAAGGCCUGUCUAAUUUCUUGGCCUUUUCCAGCAGUUUUGUUUUACCUUUAAUACACAGGCAUAUUAACAAAAACUUCAGUGGUAAAUUACAGAGGCUGCUUAAAAAACUGCACUGCGGGAACCAAGGGUGCGCCCAUGAACACACAGUAGUUCAGCAAGUGAUGACGUAAGAAAAGUUACAGACUGGAGAUUGUGCAACGUUGAAGUGGUUUGUUAUUGAUUUAACCCAGUUUUUUAUAGCUUAUAUUGGGUGGUUGUGUCAGUUUAAUUCUUGAGCUUUGGAUAGCCCACACUGCAAACCUAUUGCAUGUGACAUCAUUAUAUACGGUCAUAUAAUACCUGUGAAGUACCGGUAGUGGUACCCACUGACGUGCUAAUGACCUGAAUUGUGGAUUUCUGAUGGGUAGAGACCUUGAAUCAGUAUUACUUUAACGUCCUAAAGGGACUUAAGUAGAGUAUGGACUCUUAGUAACAAAAUUUGCCAUGCAGCAAGGUGCAGAUGGUGUUCAUACAUUCGGAGAACAUUCCAUGUGUACUUAGGUGUAAGAGGGUGCCAUGUUUGAUGGCCGAUUAUUUACAUGCCUCUUAUUCUAUCAACAUAAAUAUAAAUUACAAGGAGAAAUUAUGAUGGUUAUUUUUGCCAUUACAUAGAAUUAAGCUGAAAGCACUUUGAUUGUAGAAAAGUUUCUAUUUUUUGGUAUGCCUAUUAAAAAAAAAUGUGUGAAUUGAA
Messenger RNA from Xenopus laevis (African clawed frog), 2396 nucleotides. It is a transcript of the gene gpr146.S, whose product is annotated as G protein-coupled receptor 146 S homeolog. Gene Ontology annotation, biological process: signal transduction; G protein-coupled receptor signaling pathway. The coding region runs from base 835 to 1836 and encodes 333 amino acids. Gene Ontology annotation, molecular function: G protein-coupled receptor activity. Gene Ontology annotation, cellular component: membrane; plasma membrane. The transcript has 2 exons. The record is from RefSeq and is a predicted model, not a curated record. NCBI's taxonomy places the organism in Eukaryota, Metazoa, Chordata, Amphibia, Anura, Pipidae.